This is a messenger RNA of Durusdinium trenchii, 1701 nucleotides long. NCBI's taxonomy places the organism in Eukaryota, Dinophyceae, Suessiales, Symbiodiniaceae. The record is from the annotation of a GenBank genome assembly.
AUGUGCGGAAUUUUGGCCCUCUUCGGCUUGCAGGACGCUGGACCCUUGCGGAAGCAAGUGGUGGAUGCUGCAAAGCUCCUGCGACACCGAGGGCCUGAUUGGAGUGGAGUAUACUGUGAGGGAAGCACCAUCAUUGCCCACGAGCGCCUUGCGAUCGUGGACCCUGACAGUGGUGAUCAGCCGUUGUUCAACGAGGCCAAGGACAUCGUUUUGGGGGUCAAUGGUGAAAUCUACAACUACACUGACUUGCAAGACGAGUUGGAGGAGAGAGCUCCCAAGAAGCACAAAUUCCUCACCAAGAGCGACUGCGAGGUCUUGCUCCACUUGUACGCCCAGGAUGGCAUCGAUUUCUUAAGCAAGAACGAGGUGUGUGGAAUGUAUGCCUUCGCCAUUUGGGACAAGAAAAACAAGACGUAUCUGGUUGCUCGCGAUCCAGUUGGGAUCAUCCCGUUGUAUAUUGGAUGGGGAAGCGAUGGAUCAGUGCAAGUGGCUAGCGAGCUGAAGGCUUUGCACAAGGCUUGCGAAAGAUAUGAAGAGUUUCCCCCAGGUCAUGUUUUAGACUCCAAGACCGGCAAGAGGCGUCUAUUCUACACACCAAUUUGGAACCAGCCGACUCCUGUGCCUACACAGGACAUGGCGCUGCAUACCCUUAGAGAAGCCUUCGAAAGGUCUGUCAUCUCUCACAUGAUGUCCGACGUGCCUUACGGAGUGCUACUGAGCGGUGGCCUGGAUUCCUCUUUGGUGGCAGCGAUCAUGUCCCGCAACAGUCAGAGGCGGCAGCACACGGGGCCUGCAGCGUGGCCUCAGCUGCAUUCCUUCAGUAUCGGCCUGAAAGGCAGUCCAGACUUGAAAGCUGCCAAGGAGGUGAGCAAUUACCUGGGUACUGUACACCAUGAAUACGUUUUCACAAUUGAAGAAGCCCUGGAUGCAUUGCCAGAUGUCAUCUACCAUUUAGAGACCUUUGAUGUGACAACCAUCCGUGCUUCCACACCGAUGUACCUGAUGGCUAGGAGAAUCAGGGCCACGGGUGUGAAGAUGGUUCUAAGCGGCGAGGGAGCUGACGAAAUCUUUGGCGGCUACCUCUACUUCCACAAAGCCCCAAAUCCAGAAGAAUUCCAUGCGGAGAACGUCAGAAAGAUCAAGCAGCUGCACUUGUAUGAUUGUCUCCGAGCAAACAAAGCCAUGAUGGCAUGGGGAGUUGAGGCACGCGUCCCAUUCCUGGACAGGCAGUUCAUGGAGGUCGCCAUGGGCUUCAAUCCCGUGCAGAAAAUGUGCAAAGACCAGGCCGACAAGCCUCGAUGUGAGAAAUGGAUUCUGAGAAAGGCCUUUGAUCAACCUGGCGAUCGUGCAUAUCUGCCACCUGAAGUUCUGUGGAGACAGAAGGAGCAGUUCAGUGAUGGGGUGGGCUACAGCUGGAUUGAUUCCAUCAAAGCCCAUGCCGAAAAGCUCAUUAGCGACCAGCAAAUGGCGACAGCUGAACACAGAUUUCCAGUCAAGACACCUCGCACCAAGGAGGCUUACAUGUUCCGGCAAUUCUUUGCCAGCCACUUCGGAGAAAAUUCUGCUGCAGCGCAGACCGUUGGCUGGCAAGACUCCAUUGCAUGCUCUAGUGAGGUGGCCUUGAAAUGGGACAAGGCUUUCCAAGGCCGUGCAGAUGCAUCUGGCCGCGUCAUGCCCUUGGACUCCUUUGACCCUACGUAG